Molecule: messenger RNA, 2026 nt
Organism: Silurus meridionalis
Lineage: Eukaryota; Metazoa; Chordata; Actinopteri; Siluriformes; Siluridae
Gene: itm2cb
Product: integral membrane protein 2Cb
Exons: 6
Coding region: 85-861 (258 amino acids)
Biological process (GO): negative regulation of amyloid precursor protein biosynthetic process
Cellular component (GO): plasma membrane; extracellular exosome; Golgi apparatus
Molecular function (GO): amyloid-beta binding
Source: RefSeq, a predicted model, not a curated record
GCUCACAUCAAGCGCAUCGCAGCCUGGUGGUGUAUCAGCAAACAGACCGAAACCUGCGAGACAGAGAAGGAGAACAAGGAGAAGAUGGUGAAGAUCUCCUUUCAGCCCGUAUCGGUGCAGAAGCCUGAAAAGCAGCGAGAUGAAGGAAAAGAGGAAAUUCUCAUGUCUUACUCUCAACCGGAUGAACUGGUCCUCCCUCUCAGGCCUAAGAAGUCUUCAAUAAGUGGCCUCUGGUGUCUGAUCCCUGGCUUGGUGAUUUUCAUGUCUGGCCUGAUCAUGGUGUCGGUCUAUGUGUAUCGCUACUAUUUCACUCCUCAGAUCCCUGAGGACAGUCUGUUCCACUGUCGGGUGAUGUAUGAUGACUCCCUUUACGCACCGUUGCUAGGGAGACAGGAGCUGCAAGAGAAUGUCGGCAUCUACUUGGAGGAAAAUUAUGAGCAGAUCAAUGUUCCUGUGCCCAACUUUGGAGGAAGCGAUCCAGCUGACAUCAUCCACGACUUCCACCGGGGCCUCACAGCAUAUUACGACAUUGCGUUGGAUAAGUGCUAUGUUGUCGAGCUCAACACCACCAUUGUCAUGCCGCCCAGAAACCUGUGGGAGCUACUUAUUAAUAUCAAGAGGGACAUGUACUUGCCACAGACCUACAUGAUUCAGGAAGAGAUGAUGGUGACAGGCCGGGUGAAGAACAUGCGUCAGCUCGGCCCCUUUAUCCACCGCCUGUGUUAUGGCAAAGAGACUUACCGGCUGAAACGCCGCAACUCUCGCAGACGUAUUGACAAACGACAUACCAGGAAGUGUCACAGCAUCCGUCAUUUUGAGAACACAUUUGUGAUAGAGACGCUGAUCUGUGACCGGGCCUGAAAUGUCAGCCACAGCAUCUUCCCAACUUAACUGAGCAGAUCCCAAAACCUGUUCCUCUGCGUUUAGCUUUUAUUGCACUUUAUAGCACAUCUACUCUGUACAUACUGUGUUAGGCAUCAUGAUUUUUUUUGUUUUGUUUGUUUGUUUUUUUUGUUUCAAAAUUAGUUUGUGAUCAAUCAGAACUAUGUUUUAUUUAUAUAUAAAUAAAAUAUUAUAUAAUUAUAUUAUAAAUUAUAUAUAUAAUAUAAUAAUUGCCUUAGAGUUGGUGGCUGUUCUUGUUGUCUUGGUUAAACAUUUUGAACUGUAUAUAUUGGUAUUUACAUUAAAUAAAUGUGUAGGAUUUUACAUUGAAUAACUGAUCGUUCUGAGAAAUGCAAGCACAUUUGAAAAUUUUUCUGACAGUAUUGACAUAAUUUUUGUGUGAGACUAUGGCAUGCACUAUGCACUGACUUUAUUUUCUUUGGUUGUUUGUCAGUUGGUGAAGGUUAUUUUGCCGAUAAGCCUGAUAACCCGUUCACUACUGUUUCCUUAUGUGAAAUAAGAAAUCCAGAUUUAGAAAAUUGUCUUAAUGCCAAAAAGUAUACCUCAUGUUUUAGAAAUAUAUGAGUUAAUUACUUUUAAUUUAAUUAAGACACUGUUUUCAUUUUUCCCAAAGUAACUUAAGCAAUAGAGUUUUCUUAUCUUGGAUUUCAUAUUUUAACAUCAGACAUUUUCGUAUUCAGUUAAUGAACUUUGUAUGUUUUUGUCUCUUUGUGACAUAUUUGUGAAUAAAGUUUAUAAAAAAAAAAAAAACGACUUCCACAUCUGAGUUAAACUGAUGCCUGCUUUUUUCUCUUUUUGACUUUUCAUUAGAAGUGUGUAUUCAUUAUACAAGUGCUGCUCUAUUACCAUUAUAUAAUGGAUUUUUGUCUGACUUUUCUUUUAACAUACCCACUUCAAGGAUGCUUUAAGGUAAUGUGAUGAAGGCUGUUAUUUAGCAAAAUUUCAUGUCAAAGCCUUAGUACAUCUUUCUUUGCAUGCUCUUUUUUCAUAAACAUUUUAUUCAGUAAAAGCCUUUUUUUCUAUGACAAAAUAAUGCACUGUUUAAGGAGUUAAUGCCCUAUCACCUCCUUCCUCAAUGUACAUUAUUGCUUGUAAUAUAACUAAAUAAACUACUGAAAAUAAA